This is a messenger RNA of Nerophis lumbriciformis (worm pipefish), 2130 nucleotides long. Lineage: Eukaryota; Metazoa; Chordata; Actinopteri; Syngnathiformes; Syngnathidae. The record is from RefSeq and is a predicted model, not a curated record.
AUGUGUUCCACCAAUCACUCCAACUGGGUAACAUUUGACGAUGACAACACACCGCUGUCCUCCCCACAAAAACCACUACAGUCACCAGAGUGUAUUAAAGUGGCACUUCCACGCCCCAAUGGACUUAAAUUAGUGUUUCCUCCUAUUAGAGACACUUCCUGGAGCUUCAACAGUUCCCUGGAAUCUCCUCAAAGCCAGUCAAGUGCCAGUGGACGUUCCUCUCUUUCGAGUAACACACCCCUUUGCACACCUAGGAGUGGCAUUCCAAGUGUCUCGUCUCCAUUUCGCUCCAACUCCAGGGAGGAAAGUAACUUCUUCAACAACUUCAACAACACACCGGGAGCCUCUGUUCCCUCUUUUGCACCGGAAACCCCAAAUCUAUGCACUGACGGACCAACACCCUUUCCUACUUUCCAGGGGAACUCUGGACACUUAAACCCUUUCUGGGACAGCUCCGGACACAGCGUUGAUGCGGAGAGCUCCUCCUCAGACUCUGAAUGUGACAAUAGUUUACCACGUUUCUUUAUACGGACCAAAGAUGGCAGUGAACCUCCACGUGAUCACCUCCAAAACACUUUGUCUUUAGUUUGCAACAAAAUUGAAGGGCUGCGAGCAGAUUUGGACAAUAAUGGUGGGACAGAUACACAGAAGAGCGACGACAGGCGGCUCAGUUCGAAAUGUGAGGUGAUAAGCGAUGGUCCCCCUGAGUUUGUCCCCCGUGGUUUGUUUCGUAGCCACAGGAGAGACGGAUGGCCUGUAAUGCUCAGGAUUCCAGAAAAAAAGAACCGCAUGUCUUCAAGGCAAUGGGGCCCAAUCUAUCUUCGCUUGUUACCAGGGGGUGUGUUGCAGAUGUACUAUGAGAAAGGUCUCGAGAAGCCCUUCAAAGAGUUUCAACUACUGCCUCAUUGCCGGCUCUCGGACCUCAAGAUAGAAAGCUACAGUGAGCCCCGCAAAGUCCUCACAGUGAAAGUUGAACAUUUCACCUACAUUGAAAAGAAACGCUACCACCCCAAGCUGGAGGUGAAUCAUGAAGCAGAAGUGGAGCAACUGCUCAAGUUUGGCUCAACUGUACAUAAAGACAUGGAAGACCUUGUGGUCUCCAUGGAGGAGGAGAUCUUUAAGCUGCCUUUGCUACACCAACCUAGGCGGAAUUACGAGGAGCAAGAGCUGUCACUGCAGAUCACUGACCACAUGUGGGUGCAACAAGAUAAGUUUGGAGGAGUUAUGGAACGCACUGCCUUUACACAGAUUCACUGUCUUGCUUUCCUGAAUGGAGUUGGCGAUUGCUUUCUUGCACUAAACGAUCUCAACCUCUUGCGUUCAAAUGCAAGUUAUGGAUCAGAAGAUGGCACUGAGAUCUGGAUGGAGAUCACAGACUCCCGCUUUCACAAGUGUGUGAAUGAAACAGAGUUUAGCACCUCCAGACUGAUAAAAUUCUGCCCACCUGAUGCAUGUAGGGUGGAGCUGAUGCGGUACAAGACAAUGUUUUUGGGUUGCACAGAAGUUCCUUUUUCUAUAAAAGCUGUGGUGACAGUUCAAGGUGCCUAUGUGGAGCUACAGGUCUUUCUUAAUAUGUCAGGGACAUUUAUCUCCACAAUGGGGGUAUCGGACACAUAUCCGCUGUGUGAGAAUGUAGAAGUGCGAGUGCCGGUACCGGGUGAAUGGGUGAAAGUGACACAAACAGCGGCCUUACUGCGCCAGCGAUCACUAAAGGCCCGUAUGAACAGAAAUGCCUGCUUGGGGUCCUUCGGCACUUUGCAGUCACAGCCUGUCAUGCAGGUGUCAGUUGGCAGUGUCAAGUAUGAGAACGUCUACUCUGCUGUUGUAUGGAAGAUUGACAGACUCCCGGCAAAGAAUACAGCAGUCAGCCACCCUCAUUCAUUCUCCUGCAAACUAGAGCUUGGAUCUGACCAGGAAAUCCCAAGCGACUGGUAUCCCUUCAUCACCAUGGAAUGUGAGAUUAUGGGCGCCGUCGUGUCACAGUCUACAGUCAAGUCACUGGGAACGGUCAAUGACAUCCAGCCGCAGAAACACGUGACCAGCUGGACACGCUAUCAUUGUCAGGUGGAAGUGGAGAAAAAAAUGAUUGAAACAGAAUCAAAGAAGGAAGGAAGUUGUAUGACACAGUGA